Messenger RNA from Bipolaris sorokiniana ND90Pr, 629 nucleotides. RefSeq lists its product as uncharacterized. The record is from RefSeq and is a predicted model, not a curated record. Lineage: Eukaryota; Fungi; Ascomycota; Dothideomycetes; Pleosporales; Pleosporaceae. The transcript has a single exon. The coding region runs from base 42 to 629 and encodes 195 amino acids.
CCCUUUCAUUUUCCGUGUACUACAUAUUCUACCUAUCGUAUAUGUACGAAUCUCAUCCCUCUUCACUUUUCACCAAUAUGCUCCGUACGCUAAAACCCAAGUCAGUAGGGCCUUCAGAUGACACUCCGCUAGUCGUGCCGCAAACACCCAGCUCGCCCAUAAAUAGGAGAGACCCAGCCCUAAAUUCUGGACCUAUAUCCAAGACAUUUCGUCUCCUCCCCCGCAACCCACGCACUAUACGCAAGCUCAACAAGAUCAAAGCCGCCAGUACAAUACCUUCAGCGUCAACUAAGAGAGAGCCAGAGUCUUCAAGUACCGGGGGUACUACAGCGAAGACUUACACGUUCGAGCCCUCGCAACAAGAAAAUGUAACUGUUACGAUUUGGUCCACCGAUUACUCCACCACGAAUGAACUGGUUACCACGGAGUCUGAGAACAAUGGUAAUACUGAGACGGAGGAAGAGGAUUCUGAACAACAGUGGCUAGACCAUCUGAUGGGAGCGCAUGAUGGAAGGGAUCCGUAUGGGUUGGCGAGUAAACCGUAUCUUGAUGCUGGGUUGCUGCCACCGUGGAAGCGGUGCCGAUGGUGUGAGGAAAGCUUGGUGUGGCUGCAGGGGAGGGGGGGUUAG